CACAAGCUCUAUAGACUCAAACAGAGCGAGCCUCUCUCUCUCGCACACACGCUGACAGAAACAAACACAAAACACGGGUGAGAAAAAAUAAAAUAAAAAAAUAAUGGGUCGCGAUAGCAUAGACAUGGAUAAGGAGAGAUUAACGGCUGAGAUGGACUUCAAGGACUCAUCCUCCGCCGUCAUCAAAAUCCGGCGACGGUUGCCGGAUUUCCUACAGUCGGUGAAGCUCAAGUAUGUUAAGUUAGGGUACGGGUACACAUGCAACGCUGCCACCGUUCUCAUGUUUGCCGUCAUAGUCCCUCUCUUCCUGUACCUCUUGGUUCAACUAACCGGUCUCAAACUCCACCACCUGUCCCAAUUUUGGUCCAACCGCACGGUCCAACUCGACCCUGAUACGGUCACCGGUUCAGCCGUUCUACUCUUCCUCAUCGGCCUGUAUUGGGCGAAGCGGUCCACGCCGGUUUACCUCGUGGACUUUGCCUGUUACAAGCCAGAGACGGAGCGAAAAAUCUCAGUGGAAUCGUUCCUGAAAAUGACAGAGGAGAGUGGUGCCUUCGAGGAAGAGAGCCUUCAAUUCCAGAGGCGAAUUUCAACAAGGGCCGGUUUGGGAGACGAGACGUACCUAUCGAGAGGAAUCAUGUCGAAGCCACCAAAUCUGUGCAUGAAGGAAGCGCGUUUGGAAGCAGAGGCCGUUAUGUUCGGAGCAUUGGAUGAUCUCUUUGCCAAAACAGGUGUUAACCCCAGAGACAUUGACAUUCUUGUGGUGAAUUGCAGCUUGUUCAACCCGACCCCAUCUCUUUCUGCAAUGAUUGUCAACCACUACAAGCUCAGGACCAACAUAAAAAGCUACAACCUUGGCGGCAUGGGUUGCAGCGCUGGUCUUAUCUCCAUUGAUCUCGCGAAGGACCUUCUGAAAGCGAACCCAAACUCCUACGCUGUGGUGGUGAGCACAGAGAACAUAACCCUCAACUGGUACUUCGGCAACGACCGUUCUAUGCUCCUCUGCAACUGCAUUUUCCGCAUGGGUGGUGCCGCUAUACUCCUUUCCAACAAAUCCUCGGACCGGGUCCGGUCCAAGUACCAGCUUGUCCACACGGUUCGAACCCAUAAGGGUGCCGACGACAAGCACUACAACUGCGUUUACCAGAGAGAGGACGACACGGGGAAAGUCGGGGUGUGUUUGGCGAGGGAACUAAUGGCGGUGGCCGGUGACGCAUUGAAGACAAACAUAACAACGUUGGGGCCGCUGGUUCUGCCGUUUUCGGAGCAGUUAAUGUUCUUCGUGUCGUUGGUUCGGAGGAAGUUGCUGAAGGGGUCGAGGGUGAAGCCUUACAUUCCGGACUUCAAGCUUGCUUUCGAGCAUUUCUGCAUCCACGCUGGGGGAAGGGCGGUGCUGGACGAGUUGCAGAAGAACCUUCAACUCAGUGAGUGGCAUAUGGAACCGUCUCGGAUGACUCUGCAUCGCUUCGGGAACACGUCCAGCAGCUCCCUGUGGUAUGAGCUGGCGUACACGGAGGCAAAGGGUCGGGUCGCGAAGGGGGAUCGGAUCUGGCAGAUUGCAUUCGGGUCGGGUUUCAAGUGCAACAGCGCCGUGUGGAAGGCGGUGAGGGACAUGCCUGUGGUUGGGGACUGGCGGGGCAACCCGUGGGAUGAUUCCGUCCAUGACUACCCUGUUACUGUCCCCGCCGCUGCUUCUUAGAAAUGAAUUUUAUUUAAAUUAUAUAAUUUUUAACCUCUUUGGGGCGAGUGUUGUUACUUAAGUACAUCAUUGCUUAAUGUCAGUGGUCGUACUCUGUGUUCUAUUUUGCUACUAGAAACUCAUCAACCUUAUCUAAUCUACGCAAAAGGAAUUAAGGAACAAAUAUUUUUAUUUAUAUUGUGAAGGUGAUAUAAUAUAUCAACCAUGGAUUUGACAAUUAAUUUUGUGUUGUCCGUUUGCAU
Molecule: messenger RNA, 1941 nt
Organism: Gastrolobium bilobum
Lineage: Eukaryota; Viridiplantae; Streptophyta; Magnoliopsida; Fabales; Fabaceae
Product: 3-ketoacyl-CoA synthase 1-like
Exons: 1
Coding region: 104-1699 (531 amino acids)
Biological process (GO): fatty acid biosynthetic process
Cellular component (GO): membrane
Molecular function (GO): acyltransferase activity, transferring groups other than amino-acyl groups
Source: RefSeq, a predicted model, not a curated record